Molecule: messenger RNA, 1540 nt
Organism: Papilio machaon (common yellow swallowtail)
Lineage: Eukaryota; Metazoa; Arthropoda; Insecta; Lepidoptera; Papilionidae
Exons: 4
Coding region: 211-1470 (419 amino acids)
Source: RefSeq, a predicted model, not a curated record
UUGUCCGUGUGUCCUCGGUGAUGGAUGUUGGGCUUUUGGUGUUGGGCUUUUGGUUGAUAGCAGUUUGUUGUUGGUGGAGGUCGUAUCAGACGUGAGUGUGCGCUGGUGCGGUGCGGCCGUGCGUUGUGGGAACUGAGCUCGCCGCAGGCAUGUCAGUGUUGUGACGGCUGGUCCUCUUGUUGUGUAACGACGGCCGCGCUAACUGCCGCGAUGCCGGUCUGUGACAAGUGGGUCGCGCUUAAGAUAGUGGAGUUCGUGUUCUGCGUGUCGUGCCUAGUAACGAAGCGCGUGUCGUCAGACGAUGAGGCUCGCUUGGCGCUGCUGCUGCAGAAGCUGUCGCGCGAGUGGUCGCUACUCACCUCCGUCACCUGGAACUCGGUCGGCGGUGCCUUCGCUGACGCCGUUUAUGGAGGUUACGUGAUUAUAACCUUCGGCUUGAUAAUAGCGCGAGUGUUCCAAGAGAUCCCGCGAGGACGACGGAUAUUGGAGGGAAUUUUCCUCGGCUUCGGGUUGCUGUUCUUCCUAAUUCUAGGAGGUCUAGAAUUGGCAUCUUUGGACUCUAUACCGAGGAACUUAGUGGUUAACGCGUCUGUUCUCGGAUCUUUCUCUCUGGUAGUCGCGGCUCUUUUCCUGCUCGAUCUUAUGGGCCCCAGAACUUAUUACGCCAACCACCAUGCUCAAACUCUUCCAGUUUCCUCACCACAAUUGAGAGAGAAAAAAGUUUCCAUUGUCACUGCGCCGACAACCAACGGCAGCUUAGCUAACGGAAAAGCAAACGGUCAUGCUCCCGCCGAAAGACCGAAGGAUCUAGAUUUAGAAAAGAAUAAAACCGAAGAAGCCACUAAGAAGUUUGACACCGAUCUCUUCGACGAGCAUAAAAAUGGUUUUAUAAAAUUUAAUGACGUUAUUGAAAAAGAAUUGGAGAAAUCUAAAUUCGGUUCAGUUCGUAAUGGCGGCGUAGAGAACGAAAAUUAUAUAAAAUUAACAGACCCUCUGACUGAGUCGGAUCGUAUUCACUACGAAAGGGAACUUGCUAAAUUCAACGAGAGGUACUUCAGGGACUUUUUAGAGAGGGUCGAAGGAAAAUUGUCGGUUAGAGAGGAUUACUUGCCGGAGCUGCAGACGCCCGUCUUCUCGAAAGUGAAGACUGGGCGGCUGAAGAGUUUGUACGACGAUGUCUCGCCAACAUAUGAACAGAAGCGACAGUCGAAGUCUCCCUCUAGAGCGAAGACAGUUAGCCCUCCGACGUUACAGCAGUUGGAAGAUUACCUCCGAGGUUCGACGAGAUCGCGGAGGUCGGAGACGCCGGCGCUGUUUCCCAUGGAGCCGAUCGAGGAGCGGGAUCGUGAGGCGGGGGAGACGGAGGGACGCGCGUCAGGCACGCCCACGGACCCCGGCUACGUUCAGUACACAGCCGGAAGGUGGCCCGACACACGCCAGAUACGGACACCAAGGCACAGCCCCACUUAGACCUAAGGUUUUAGCUUUAUGAUUUAUGUGACAUAUUUUUACAAAUGAACGAUUACAUAUUUUAAACCUU